This is a messenger RNA of Corvus hawaiiensis (hawaiian crow), 1557 nucleotides long. Its product is annotated as pancreatic alpha-amylase. NCBI's taxonomy places the organism in Eukaryota, Metazoa, Chordata, Aves, Passeriformes, Corvidae. The transcript is spliced from 10 exons. The coding region runs from base 1 to 1542 and encodes 513 amino acids. Gene Ontology annotation, molecular function: cation binding; alpha-amylase activity. The record is from RefSeq and is a predicted model, not a curated record. Gene Ontology annotation, biological process: carbohydrate metabolic process.
AUGCAAAUCCUCCUCCUCCUCCUUGCAGCUGCAGGGCUUUGCUGGGGGCAGUACGACCCCAACACUCUGCCCAAGAGAACAUCUAUUGUGCAUCUCUUUGAAUGGCGCUGGCAGGAUAUUGCUCUGGAGUGUGAACGCUACUUAGCUCCUAAUGGAUUUGGAGGAGUUCAGGUUUCACCUCCAAAUGAAAAUAUUGUCAUUACUAACCCAAACAGACCCUGGUGGGAAAGGUACCAGCCCAUUAGCUACAAACUCUGCACUCGAUCAGGAAAUGAACAGGAAUUCAAAGAUAUGGUGACCAGAUGCAACAAUGUUGGGGUUCGUAUCUAUGUGGAUGCUGUCGUCAACCAUAUGUGUGGGGCUGCAGGUGGCUCAGGCACACAUUCUACCUGUGGAAGCCAUUUUAAUGCCGGAAACAGAGAUUUUCCAGCUGUACCAUACUCUGGCUGGGAUUUCAAUGAUGGCAAAUGUCACAGUGGAAGUGGAGAAAUUGAAAAUUAUGGUGAUAUAUAUCAGGUCCGGGACUGCCGCUUGGUCAGCCUUCUGGAUCUGGCCCUGGAGAAGGACUAUGUGCGCUCCAAGGUUGCUGAGUACAUGAACCAUCUCAUUGACAUCGGCGUCGCAGGAUUCCGGAUCGAUGCUGCCAAGCACAUGUGGCCUGGGGACAUAAGAGCAUUUCUGGACAAGCUGAAAGAUCUAAAUACUCAAUGGUUUCCUGAAGGAACUAAACCUUUCAUUUACCAGGAGGUAAUUGACUUGGGUGGAGAGCCCAUCAAAGGCAGCGAGUACUUUGGAAAUGGCCGAGUGACAGAAUUCAAAUACAGUGCCAAACUGGGGACAGUGAUCCGCAAGUGGGACGGAGAAAAGAUGGCCUACUUAAAGAACUGGGGAGAAGGCUGGGGCUUUGUGCCUUCCGACAAAGCCCUGGUCUUUGUGGAUAAUCACGACAACCAGAGAGGGCACGGGGCCGGCGGAGCUUCUGUUCUGACCUUCUGGGAUGCCAGGCUCUAUAAAAUGGCAGUUGGUUUCAUGCUUGCUCAUCCAUAUGGGUUCACACGUGUGAUGUCAAGUUUUCGCUGGCCAAGAUAUUUUGAAAAUGGAAAGGACAUCAAUGACUGGGUUGGACCUCCAAGUAACUCGGAUGGCUCCAUAAAGUCCGUUACAAUCAACGCGGACACAACCUGUGGCAACGACUGGGUUUGUGAACAUCGCUGGCGUCAGAUAAAGAACAUGGUUAUCUUCCGUAAUGUGGUGGAUGGUGAGCCUUUCUCCAACUGGUGGGACAAUGGCAGCAAUCAAGUAGCUUUUGGCCGCGGUAAUAAAGGUUUCAUCAUCUUCAAUAAUGAUGACUGGAAUAUGAAUGUCUAUGUGCAAACUGGACUGCCUGCUGGUACCUACUGUGAUGUUAUUUCUGGACAAAAGGAGGACAACAAAUGUACUGGAAAGCAGGUUUUUGUUUCUCGUGAUGGAAUGGCUAAUUUCCAGAUUAAUACCGAUGCUGAAGAUCCAUUUAUUGCAAUUCAUGUUGAUGCCAAAUUAUAAUUUGGGAGAAAUGUC